This is a messenger RNA of Exophiala dermatitidis NIH/UT8656, 1763 nucleotides long. RefSeq lists its product as uncharacterized. The transcript is spliced from 3 exons. Bases 557 to 1654 code for a protein of 365 amino acids. NCBI's taxonomy places the organism in Eukaryota, Fungi, Ascomycota, Eurotiomycetes, Chaetothyriales, Herpotrichiellaceae. Gene Ontology annotation, cellular component: fungal-type vacuole membrane. The record is from RefSeq and is a predicted model, not a curated record.
CUUCCGAAUCCCAUCCUCGCUCGUUAACAACACUACAACGCCUUGAAGUGCUCUGACCCCCCUCCCCGAGGAUCUACAGCCAACCAAUGCUCUGAACAAAUGCUCGGGUUUGACAUGUGACGCAUCAGACAUCCUCGGCUGACGUGAAUUGGCCGUCAUGCACGAACACAAUCAUUGCUAUGUACAGUACUGGUGAGUUGUGGGGAGAGCUAGCUUGUGCAGGUUGACAUAUCCAUCUCAGAUAGGCGUGUGUCCCUUUGUGGAUCCAAUGUCAUUGCGGGGAGGGAGGCGUUUAAGGUAGGCAGGGAGACAGGUGUAGGACCCAAGGAAAAUUUCAGCAGUUCGAGUCGCUAGCGACGCGAACGAACACCAACACCAAACGCAAGAAGGACUGGUUUGCCUCUUCGUCUUCCAUAUCCUUCCUUUCAUACCCUCUUACCAGGUUUCCCUUCCGCUCGUUGCUGCAUACAACUGUACCAUACUGCACACGCGCGCCUGUCCUAAUUCUGGUGUUUUUGUUGUUUGUUUACGAAUUGGGCACGAUUGAAACGCCAGAAUGAGUACUACGGAGGCAAACAAGGAGGCCUACGUCCAAGAUGAAACGGCCGCGGUCAAUGGUACCGGCCCCGCGGGCAAAAGAACAUUUGGACAGAAGAUGAAGCGGCAUUGCGCACGGUUCUGGUGGCUAUGGUUUAUUGUGUUUGCGAUUGUUGUCCUGGUCAUUGUCCUACCAAUCGUCUACGUGGGAUACCCCAACAAAGCGCAAUCGGCCAUCAACAAGGCCAAACUUGAGCCUCAGUCCAUGGCUCUGCUUAACCCGGCGCCGGACUCGUUCGACUUACAGCUCGACAACAUGUUUAUCUCGCAUUCGGGCAUGUCGGCCCACCUGGACAAGUUCACGGGCGACUUGCGUCUUCCCGAUAGCGACAAGGCCUUCUGCCGAAUCAAUGUGCCGUCCAUCACGGCUGCCAACGGUAGCAUCGCGCACAUUGAACAGCGAGUCCAGAUCGCCGACCACGACCAGUUCAACGAGUACGCCAAGACUGUAUUGCUGAGCGACGAGUACAGCAUCUAUCUGAAGGGCAAGGGCGGGUUCAAAUACGGCUCUCUCCCGAAGACGAAUGUCAAGUAUAACAAGAAGAUCACCAUGAAAGGUCUCAACUCCCUCAAAGGCCUAACCGUCUCGGACUUCACCAUCCUCACCACCUCGCAACCCGACGGCGCCAACGCCAACGGCACCGUCAUGAUCCCCAACCCCUCCGUCGCAACCUACCAACUCGGCGACGUCGGCCUGACCAUGUCCGUCGACGGCCUGCCCGUGGGCAACUCGACACUCAAAUCCGUCCUUCUCAAACCAGGCAACAACACAUUCACCAUGCGCGCCACAACCAACCAGACCGCCGUGGUCGGGCUCAUCUUCACAAACUACAAGUCGGGGAUUUUACCCAUCGAUAUCGUCGGCAACAGUAGUGUUUAUGAUGGCCAACAUCUCGAGUACUAUGAGAAGGCGCUGUCGUCGAAUAAAGUCCAGAUCAAACUGGAUGUCAUUAAGGCGUUGGAUGAGGCUGGGUUGGCGGGAUUGUUGGGGAUAAAUACUACGAGCAGCAGUAGUAGUAGUACCUCCAGUGCCUCGAGCAGCGCGACCUCUAGCUAGAUCUAGCAUGAACUGGACUGCAAGUGGAAAUAAUGUCACCAGUUAGGUGAUUGUCAUGUCAAUGAUGAUGCUGAGCUAGGUUUAGUUUUGUAUAAUAUACUUACAGUUA